AUCAUUCACUUUCCUGUUAGAAAUAAUGUAAUUUAUAGCUGAUGCUGCCAUCACCCUGCCUUUUCUUAUGUGAAGAUGCUCUAUAAUACUGUAAUAUAAAUGAAACCUAUGUGAUUGCUUAACUGCUAUUUCUGUUUAUGCCACAAGAGUACUUAAGUGGUACAGUAAAACAUGUUUAAUGCUUCCACUGGUAAAAAAUAUAAAAAAAAUGCUGAAUGCGGUUACUCAUUUGAAAACCUGUCACGUGAGACUGGGUGUGUUUGUUUCAGAUGGAUUUGGUGCACACCAUUGGAGAAAGUGCAGCACUUGGAGCGCAUGGAGUUGUCCUGUGGGGAGACAUUGAAUUUUCAAGAAACACGACUAACUGUAUGCUGAUCCGUGACUACAUAAGAAGCGUUUUGGGACCAUAUGUUAUCAACGUCACCAAGGCUGCAGAACUUUGUAGCCAGUUUACAUGCAACAAAAAUGGACGAUGUUUAAGAAAGAAUCCAGAAACAAAUAGUUACCUUCAUCUAGAUGGACAAAUUUUUCAAAUUCAAGAACAUACCGAUCGUCACAGUAUUUCAUUUAAUCCAAUAAGAACACUCAGGGAACAAAUACAGAAAAUGGGAACAGAAUUUCAGUGCCAGUGUUAUGAAGGCUGGAUGGGAGAAAGGUGCAACAUGCCAGAAAGCACAGGAACUAGGCCGCAGUUGGUCAUAUGUAUAUAUAUAGCAGCACUUUGUGGAAUGUUAACUUGGGACAGCUUGCUAUGUGGCAUUUUUUUAUUUUUGUGGACAUUGAAUUUCCAUUCAUUAUCAUAAAACAAUGACUUUUAUUAGGUUUGUUCAAAGUUGAAUUAUUUAUAGAAUCCGUAUUAAAGUACGGCAAUAAUAAAAUAACCACAUUUUUCUAUUACAUGGUAUUAUAGUUUCUGUAUCAUAACAAAAAUGUAAUAGAAUAUUUUUUAACAAGUGUAUAUGUGUAGUAUAAUGUGCAUUUUUUGCAAACAAGUACUAGCACUAAAUGUUCUUUAUAAGACCUCAUGGAUACAGUACUAAUGUUAUAACAUUUCUUAUUUGCGUGAUGGAAGUACCUGCACUUUUAUAUAAUUUCAUGUGUUCACAUACCAGUUCUCUUCCACUGGGCCAUUCAAACCUAAAGCCUUGUAAUGAGGCAUUACUGCUGUAGAAACAUAGUGCAACAAAACCACAGAUAGUGAUGAUGUUCCUGUUGGAUGCAUAAUGCUUUUAUUGAUAACAUUUUAGAAUCAUUAAAGUACCAUCCCACAUAUUUCCACUCAAAUUGUCUUUACAUGGAUGGAGUAGCACUAUUUUAUUUUACCAGCUGGUUCUAGCAGGAUUUCAGCAGAGCAUUAUUGUGCAUAAUGGGACA
This is a messenger RNA of Protopterus annectens (West African lungfish), 1374 nucleotides long. RefSeq names its product hyaluronidase-2-like. The transcript is spliced from 2 exons. Bases 270 to 803 code for a protein of 177 amino acids. Gene Ontology annotation, molecular function: hyalurononglucosaminidase activity. The record is from RefSeq and is a predicted model, not a curated record. Gene Ontology annotation, biological process: carbohydrate metabolic process; hyaluronan catabolic process. Lineage: Eukaryota; Metazoa; Chordata; Ceratodontiformes; Protopteridae.